This is a messenger RNA of Aspergillus caelatus, 1619 nucleotides long. It is a transcript of the gene tif1, whose product is annotated as putative eukaryotic translation initiation factor 4. The record is from RefSeq and is a predicted model, not a curated record. The transcript has 4 exons. Lineage: Eukaryota; Fungi; Ascomycota; Eurotiomycetes; Eurotiales; Aspergillaceae. Bases 1 to 1200 code for a protein of 399 amino acids. Gene Ontology annotation, molecular function: RNA binding; RNA helicase activity; ATP binding.
AUGCCCAUCAUCAAGGGUAACGAUGUCAUCGCUCAGGCCCAGUCUGGUACUGGAAAGACUGCCACUUUCUCCAUCUCCGCUCUCCAGAAGAUCGACAACAACCUGAAGGCCUGCCAGGCCCUCAUUGUCGCCCCUACCCGUGAGUUGGCUCAGCAGAUCCAGAAGGUCGUUGUUGCCAUUGGUGACUUCAUGGACAUUCAAUGCCACGCUUGUAUUGGUGGUACUGCUGUCCGCGAUGACAUGAACGCUCUCCGUGAUGGUCCCCAGGUCGUCGUCGGUACCCCCGGUCGUAUCCACGAUAUGAUCCAGCGCCGUGUCCUGAAGACCGACCAAAUGAAGCUCUUCAUCCUUGAUGAGGCUGAUGAGAUGUUGUCUCGUGGUUUCACUGAGCAGAUCUACGACAUCUUCCAGCUCCUCCCCCAGUCUACCCAGGUCACCCUGCUCUCUGCCACCAUGCCCCAGGAUGUCCUUGAGGUCACUACCAAGUUCAUGCGCGACCCUAUCCGUAUCCUGGUCAAGAAGCAGGAACUUACCCUUGAAGGUAUCAAGCAGUUCUACAUUGCCGUCGAGAAGGAGGAGUGGAAGCUUGACACCCUCUCCGAUCUUUACGAGACUGUCACCAUCACCCAGGCCGUCAUCUUCUGCAACACCCGCCGCAAGGUCGACUGGCUCACUGACAAGCUCACUGCUCGUGACUUCACUGUCUCCGCCAUGCACGGUGAUAUGGAGCAGGGCCAGCGUGAUGUUAUCAUGAAGGAGUUCCGCUCUGGUUCUUCCCGUGUCCUGAUCGCCACCGACCUUUUGGCCCGUGGUAUCGACGUCCAGCAGGUCUCCCUGGUCAUCAACUACGACCUGCCUGCUAACCGUGAGAACUACAUUCACCGUAUCGGUCGUGGUGGUCGUUUCGGUCGUAAGGGUGUUGCUAUCAACUUCGUCACUGCUGACGAUGUCCGCAUGAUGCGUGAGAUCGAGCAGUUCUACAGCACCCAGAUCGAGGAGAUGCCCAUGAACGUUGCUGGUAAGUGUCUUUCCCAAGUCAAUUUUCUCUCAUGUUGUCUGAAUGGAACCCUCUCCGCGACAGUCGGAAUCAACCCCCUCCUCACUCCUAUGGGCCCACGAAAUCCGGCGCGAAAACAUUCACCUGGCCGAGGAAAUCCACAAAGCCAAAGCCGACCUUACCUCAACCGUAGAUACCAUUAAUGAUCUGAAGCAAACCGUCAAUGAAUUGACUCGACAAGUGAAGCAAGUGGAGACUAAUGCCAUUGAGGAUCUCGAGAGUCUUGACAUUAGAAUCACAAAUGGAUCCGACAAUUUGCUUAGGCGCGUCGAGGCCCUGGAUAUUGAAAACGGAAGAUUGAAGGAGGAACUUGAGAAUGUUGGAAAAGCGUUUGCCAUGCGUUCGAAAGAGCUGUUCCUUGUAUUAGAGUCUAUGAAGACAGAGAUUAUGAAUGAGGUUUGGACGAUCCUGGCACAAGAGAGAGGUGCUUUGCGAGUCAAUGAGCUAAUCAGAGGAUCUCAUGGCAAUGGUGGUAAGUAUUUGUCUCGUACUUCCUUUGAUUCAGGCCUGCUGUUCGCUAUGUAUGAGGUUGUCUGGGCUAGGGUGAGAGCUUGUGGUGCUA